Notothenia coriiceps (black rockcod) is the source of this 3952-nucleotide messenger RNA. Its product is annotated as voltage-dependent R-type calcium channel subunit alpha-1E-like. Gene Ontology annotation, biological process: calcium ion import across plasma membrane; chemical synaptic transmission. NCBI's taxonomy places the organism in Eukaryota, Metazoa, Chordata, Actinopteri, Perciformes, Nototheniidae. Gene Ontology annotation, cellular component: voltage-gated calcium channel complex; neuronal cell body; membrane. Gene Ontology annotation, molecular function: high voltage-gated calcium channel activity. Bases 1 to 2724 code for a protein of 907 amino acids. The transcript is spliced from 19 exons. The record is from RefSeq and is a predicted model, not a curated record.
AUGACCUCUGACCGCUCUUCUCCCUACAGAGGCUACUACAUCGACUACAGCCGAGACAAAAAGGAGAUGAAGAGAAGAGAGUGGAAGAGACACGAGUUUCACUACGACAACGUCUGCUGGGCCCUCCUCACACUCUUCACUGUCUCAACUGGAGAGGGAUGGCCUCAGAUCCUGCAGCACUCCACCGAUGUGACAGAGGAUAGCAUGGGGCCGAGUCGGGGGAACCGCAUGGAGAUGUCUGUUUUCUACGUGGUUUACUUUGUGGUCUUCCCGUUCUUCUUCGUCAACAUCUUUGUGGCUCUGAUCAUCAUCACCUUCCAGGAGCAGGGGGAUAAGAUGAUUCAGGAGUGCAGUCUGGAGAAGAACGAGAGGGCUUGCAUAGACUUUGCCAUCAGCGCCAAGCCGAUGACCCGCUACAUGCCGCAGAACAGACAAACCUUCCAGUACAGACUGUGGCACUUUGUCGCGUCGCCCUCCUUCGAGUACACCGUGCUCGUCAUGAUCGCGCUCAACACUGUGGUGCUCAUGAUGAAGCACCACUCGGCCCCGACAGCCUACGACAUGGUCCUAAAGCACCUCAACACGGCCUUCACUGUCCUCUUCUCUUUGGAGUGUAUACUCAAGAUCUUGGCAUUUGGUUUGGUGAACUACUUUCGAGAUACUUGGAAUAUUUUCGAUUUCAUCACUGUUCUUGGCAGCAUCAGUGAGAUAAUUGUGGAUUUACAGUCGUUGAACACCAUCAACAUGAGUUUCUUGAAGCUAUUCCGAGCAGCCAGGUUGAUCAAGCUGCUGAGACAGGGUUACACCAUCCGCAUUCUGCUGUGGACCUUCGUACAGUCUUUCAAGGCUCUUCCUUAUGUCUGCCUUCUCAUUGCGAUGCUUUUCUUCAUAUACGCCAUCAUUGGAAUGCAGGUGUUUGGAAACAUCAAGCUGAACGAUGAGAGUCACAUCAAUCAACACAACAAUUUUAAGACCUUUUUCGGUGCGCUGAUGCUGCUUUUCAGGAGUGCCACGGGGGAGUCCUGGCAGGAGAUCAUGCUUUCGUGUCUGUCGGGUCGGGAGUGUGAGCCGGACUCCUCCAUCCCCCCCCUCAUGACGUCUCCGGACCACGAGGGGGGGUGUGGGACGGACUUCGCUUACUGCUACUUCGUCUCAUUCAUCUUCUUCAGCUCAUUUCUGAUGCUGAAUCUGUUUGUGGCUGUGAUCAUGGAUAACUUUGAGUACCUGACGCGAGACUCCUCUAUCCUGGGUCCACAUCACCUCGAUGAGUUUGUUCGCAUCUGGGGGGAGUACGAUCGCCUGGCGUGCGGUCGUAUCCACUACACUGCCAUGUAUGAGACGUUAAUACACAUGUCACCGCCCCUGGGCCUGGGAAAGAAAUGUCCUGCUAAGAUCGCCUACAAGAGGUUGGUGUUGAUGAACAUGCCUGUGGACGAGGACAUGAGCGUCCACUUCACCUCCACCCUGAUGUCGCUCAUCCGCACAGCUUUGGACAUCAAAAUAGCGAGAGGCGGUGAGGACCGCAUCGCUCUGGACAGUGAACUGCAGAAAGAGGUCAGCAUCAUUUGGCCUUAUCUACCGCAGAAGAACCUGGACCUUCUGGUACCGAUCAACAAAGAUACGGACAUGACGGUGGGGAAGAUCUACGCCUCCAUGAUGAUAAUGGACUACUUCAAACUGAACAAAGCCAAGAAGCUCAGGCAGCAACUCGAGGCUCAGAAGAGUAGCCUAAUCUUCAAGCGCCUGGAUGCCUCCACGCUUCCUGAAGACAUUCUGUCCAACACCCAGACGCUGCCGAUAAUGGCCCACAGCGCUGGCUCCGCUCUGACCAGAGGAGGCUUGUUGGCUCUGAGCCCCAUCUCACCUGAGGAGCUGUUUCUGCAGCCCAUCGGCUCUGACACUGAUGUUAACCAACAGCAGGAUCUGACCGAGGUUGCAGGUGGCUCCAUGAAGCGUUCAGUGUCCACUGUUGCCGAUCAGCGGGUGAACGGUCUUUGGGAGGAAGAGCAAAGUCCUGCCAGACUUUAUCGACCUCGACACAAGAGCUACAAAGCUGCUGUUUCUCGGUCAGAGCACUGGCAUCAGGGCGACAGGGAGCGCGGCCGGUCUAAGGAGCGCUGUCACCUCCUGUCGGAUGCGUCUCGUGGAAACUCUGAGGAAAGAAGAUUGCAGGCCUCACGGUCCUCUAGUGGAGAGAGAGCGCACCCCAAAGAUAAACAGGGCAACAGCUCGGACAGUCCGGUGCCCUCCACCUCAGAGUCCAGCACCCCCACCGGCCGACGCCCCGCAGCAAAGAGCUCUCGCCCGCACAUCUCCUACUCCCCGCUGCACUCCUCUGUCGGGAAGGACGGGGAUGAGCAGCGCAGCCCAGUGGCCAAGAGGCGGGGCAAAGCCAAACGGGGCACCCAAGAGAGGGUCCUAGACGACAGGCGAGGCGAAGAAGAACAAGACCCGUCCCCACUUCGCCGCUACCCCUCGGAGCCGUUCCUGGCCUCCCAGGAGGGCGAGCACAGCCCGGACCCCUCCGGCCCCAUGGAGACGUUGACCUUCGAGGCGGCCAUGGCCUGCAGCCUGGGACGCUCAAACACCGUCAGCUCGGGCCAUCCCCGCUUGCGGACCGGCUGGCAGGUCCCCAACGGACACUUUCGAAAGCGUUUGGCACAAACAACCUCUGCUGCAGGCUGCGACCCUCUCAGUGACACGGAGGAGGACGACAGGUGCUAGGGACGGGAGGCUCAGCAUGAGGGAGGAGGGGGAGACUGUACGACAGAGAGAAGGUUAAAGUGACUCUUUUUGCAACAGAGCCUCAAGGCCGUGAACCCAAAACGAAAAGAACAAUACUUCCUGAAACUGUAGUUUCCAAUUCACACAGAACACUGACAAUAGAUAAGAUAUCAUUCCUGACUUGUACUUGAUGAUAGAGAUUAAUAAUACAUCUGAAAAUGAUGCAGAAAAAUAAUGAAUGGAUCAAAUUAAAUCAUUUGUGUUGAUAGGUCUUUUCAUUUCUGAAGAUGUUUCUAAAUGAUUCAGUGUUGCUCUUAAGAGUAUUUAACUGUGGGGUGUGUGAAUAUGUAACUACAUUUUCUUAUAAAUAAUCCUUUUGUAAAUACAUUGUGAUCAUUAAGCCAUUGCCAUUUAUAAGACGAGUUCAAUACAACAAGCCAUGACCAAGAGACGAUCUGAUAUUUUACCAGACAAUGUGGAUACUAAUAAGUAACACUCAAUAAUGCUGGGUUUUUUUACAGUAUGAAUGUGCAUUGGGAGAAAACUGCCUGAUUCCCCUCGUCAUUUAACUUUUUGGUAUUGAAUAAGUUGUGAGAUAUGAAUACAGUUAUAGAAUAAAAUAGAAAAGAUGCUUAUUUGUAAUUUUACCCUGUGUUUAUGUUAAACCAUGCCUCCGACAAAACUCAAACCUUUAAAAUGAACCUUCAAAACUGUUUUUUGGUAUUUUAACAGGUUUACUCCCUUUAAAUGAGACUUUCCCUACAUUUAUGUAUUUAAUACUUUUGGGGUAUCUGGGUAUAUUUAACAUGAACUGAUAUGAAAACAAAAUGAUCAUUCAUCUUUUCUCACCUUUUUCUUCAGUGAAUAUUGUAUGAACCAUUGCAGACGAUGACUGUAGAAACACCGUAGACAGACCAUGCCACAUUUGCUUCACAAAAUAACCUUAUGCUCUUACUUAUUAAUAAUGUACAGAGAAAAUAUGCUGUUUGUAACAUUAAGAGAAGAAACAAUAAACUAUCAGUUGAUGAGCUUUUAAGGUAAAGGAAUCUUUGGAAAUGUUCACUAAGGUUUGUGUUUUUGUUUCAGUUGCCUGACAAAGGCAAACAAUCUGUGAAACUCCUGUAACCAAAAACAUGGGCAAUUGUAUUAUAAGUUCCUGGAAUGCAAAUACUUUGUGGGUGUUUAUGUGUACAAUAGUUGUAUAUACAAAUAAAGGUGUACACUGUUA